Molecule: messenger RNA, 1167 nt
Organism: Echinococcus granulosus
Lineage: Eukaryota; Metazoa; Platyhelminthes; Cestoda; Cyclophyllidea; Taeniidae
Product: WD repeat domain phosphoinositide-interacting protein
Exons: 6
Coding region: 1-1167 (388 amino acids)
Biological process (GO): protein lipidation; protein localization to phagophore assembly site; autophagy of mitochondrion
Cellular component (GO): phagophore assembly site membrane; cytosol; extrinsic component of membrane
Molecular function (GO): protein binding; phosphatidylinositol-3-phosphate binding; phosphatidylinositol-3,5-bisphosphate binding
Source: RefSeq, a predicted model, not a curated record
AUGUCUAUUCGCGUUCUACCCUGUGAAAGCGGAAAUAGUUCAAUAACAUUCAUAGGCUUCAAUCAGGACUAUGUCGGCUUGCAAAAUGGCUUUCGAAUAUAUAAUACCGACCCACUAAAACAGCUUGAAAAUUGUGAAUUCAACACUUGUGAGGGCUCUGGGGUUGGUUUUGUUGAAAUGCUUCUCCGCAGCAGCUUUCUCGGUCUUCUUGGCGGGGGACGUCAGUCAAUGAUACCCAACAACACCGCCUGGGUGUGGGAUGGUGUUGAACAAAAAGUUACUCUUGAACUCACCUAUGGAAGUGAUGUUCGUGCCGUUAGACUUCGCAAAGAUCUAAUCGUUGUGGUUUUCGUGAACGCAGUAAAGAUCUACACCUUCGGUUCAUGUCCAGAGCUUCUCUACCAGGCGGAGACAGCGUCAAAUCCCCAAGGUCUCUGUCACGUCUGUCAGAAUCCCGAGAAUCCCAUUAUCGCUUUCCCCGGUCGGCGUGUGGGUAUGGUGACACUAGUUACAUCACCACUGACUGCAUCAACAACGACGGCGCCACCACCACAUCAUGUGUCGGCUCAUCAAAAUCAACUGGUAGCACUGACGAUGAGCGCGGAUGGAGAACAACUGGCCACUGCUUCUCAGCGUGGUACCCUCGUCCGCGUCUUCGACACCCGUUCCUGUGACCUCCUCUACGAGCUGCGUCGGGGCUCAAACGCCGCAUUUAUCACCUGUAUAGCCUUCGACCAUGCCACCGCCUUCACUACACGUCGUCUGGCCGUCGCCAGCGAUCAUGGUACCCUUCACAUCUUCUUCCUCGACCCUCUUGAGAAGGGGACGUCCUGGUCCGCUGGCGGUGUCGGUGGUGGUGGCGGAAGUGGUGCGGCCAGCUCGAGGCGUCCGCCCCUGGGUCAGGAUUUUACACGUCAAGCGGCUCAGGCUGGCCGAUCGGCUAGCCUAUUACCGCGAUACUUCUUCUCCACCUUCAGUCAUGUACGCUUCUCAUUGAAUACCAAAUUCAAAGUCAUCUGUGCAUUUAGUCCAUCCAAUCCAGAUACCUUGAUUGUCCUUGCAUCGGAAGGCACCUACUCAAAGUACAAUUUCACACCAAAUGGUGUGGUAACCAAAGAACAGUCUAUUAACUUUUUGGAUUUUUAUGAUGACGAAAGUGAUUUGUGA